Chlorella variabilis is the source of this 1632-nucleotide messenger RNA. RefSeq lists its product as hypothetical. The coding region runs from base 1 to 1632 and encodes 543 amino acids. Gene Ontology annotation, molecular function: protein-lysine N-methyltransferase activity; protein binding. The record is from RefSeq and is a predicted model, not a curated record. The transcript is spliced from 7 exons. NCBI's taxonomy places the organism in Eukaryota, Viridiplantae, Chlorophyta, Trebouxiophyceae, Chlorellales, Chlorellaceae. Gene Ontology annotation, biological process: peptidyl-lysine monomethylation.
AUGCCAGGGACCGCGCGCUUCACUGUGCGCGGCGUGUCGCCCACGCGCAUGGUCAAGCUCUUCAUGAGCCGCCACACCGGGGGCGUGCACGCGUCCGCGUCGGCAGCGCACGGCGCCGCCGCGGCGCCCCCCGCCCCCGCCGCCGACCUCGUGGCCUGGGUGGAAAGCUCGGGGGGCAGCGCCGCGGGCGUGGCGGUGCGCCGCAACGAGGCGGGCUUUGGCCUGGCCGCCUCCCGCGACUGCGGCGCGGGCAGCACGCUGGUCAGCCUGCCCCAGCGCUGCCACCUGACGUACGACGACAGCAGCGACCCCCGCCUGCUGGCGCUGAUCGGGCAGGUGGUGGCGCACCGGCUGCAGGGCGCCACCUCGCCCUUUGCCCCGUACAUCAGCAACCUGCUGCUGGGCGUGGCGGGGCUGCCCAUGUUCUUCGGCGGCGACGCGCUGGCCGCCCUCCAGUACCCUCCCGUCACCGAGCAGGUGAAGCGGCGCUGCCGCUGGCUGCUGGCCUUUGCGCAGCGGGAGCUGGCGGCGGCGCGGCGCGGCGGCGGCGACCCCUUUGGCGGCGCAGAUGUUGAUGCCAAUGCGCUGGGCUGGGCGCUGGCGGUGGUGACGUCGCGCGCGUUCCGCACACGCGGGCCAGACCAGCCUGCGGCCAUGCUGCCGCUCAUCGACAUGGCCAACCACAGCUUCCAGGCAGCCAACGCCAAGAUCGCGCCCGGCCCUGGCGGCAGCAUGUGCAUGGUAGCAACCAGGGCGCUGCAGGCUGGCGAGCCGGUGCUGAUCAGCUACGGCGCUCUCUCGAACGACUUCCUCCUCAUGGACUAUGGCUUCAUCGUCCCCGGCAACCCGCACGACACUGUGCAGCUGCGGUUUGACCGAGGCCUUAUCGAGGCUGCCAAGGCGGUCGCGGGCGUGGGCUGCACGGGGGGCGCGCUCGACGACGGCGGCGCCGAGCUGCCGCCGCUGCCUGCCUGGCAGCAGCAGGCGCUGGCGUCGCUGCAGCUGGCCGGGCCGGGCGCCAACACGGAGGUGACGAUCCGGAGGCAGGCGGCGCGCGGCGGCGGCAACGGCAGCGGCAGCGGCAGCAGGAACGGCGGCGGGGAGGCGGCGGCGGAGGGGCCUGUGGAUCCCCGCCUGCUGGCGGGCGUCCGGGUGCUGUGCGCGCCCUCCGCGGCGGCGCUCGGCGGCAAGGCGGCCAGCGUGGAGCGGCUGGGGCGGUGGGACGCGCCUCUGGCCCCGGCCGCCGAGCUGGCGGCGCUCAGGGCGCUGACGGGCCUGUGCGCCAUUGCUCUGUCCCAGUUCCGGGGCAGCCUGGAGGAGGAUGCCGCCCUGCUGGCGGCAGCGGCGGCGCCAGCCGGCGGCCAGGAAGCCGCGCAGCAGGCGCAGCGGCAGCUGGGCGAGGACGAGCAGCUGGCGGUACGGUUCAGGAUGGAGAAGAAGCAGCUGCUGCUGGAGGCUCUGGGCACAGUAUCCCAUCGGAUCCAGCAGCUAGCCGCCGGCAGCGGGGCCCCAGCAGGCGCGCCAGGCGGCGGCCGACAGCCGGCCGGCAGCGGCAGGCAGCCGUCCGGCGGCGGCAGGGGCAAGGGCAAGGCAGCGGGGGCCAAGAAUGGCGGGCGCGGGUUUGGCAAGUGA